Hemiscyllium ocellatum (epaulette shark) is the source of this 3546-nucleotide messenger RNA. RefSeq lists its product as uncharacterized. The record is from RefSeq and is a predicted model, not a curated record. Bases 155 to 1285 code for a protein of 376 amino acids. NCBI's taxonomy places the organism in Eukaryota, Metazoa, Chordata, Chondrichthyes, Orectolobiformes, Hemiscylliidae. The transcript has 10 exons.
ACCCCGCCCCUCGCUCUCUCUCUCCCUGCCUGGUUAUCCUCUCUCCGCGGCGGGAAAGCCAGAGCUGACUCUGGAUCGCUGCCCCCUCAGCCCAGCCCAGGCGCCUGGGUUUGUUUUUCCCCAGAAAGCGGACGGAACAUCCCGGGGACCGAGGAUGGAUCCCCGAUCUCCUCCGGUGCUGCUGCUGCUCGGCUUCCUCCGGGGGAUCGCUGCAGGAGCUGGAGGGACCGAGGUGUUGGCUGCUAUUGGUUCAUCAGUUUUACUGGAUCCUGAACACGGAGCUAAUCUCAGCAACAGUCAGGUUGAAUGGACGUUCACCGGCAGUGAUGGAAAACUUGUCACUAUUCUGGAUUAUGCACCAAAUUCCCCAAUACAAAAACCGAAUGAUGCCUUCAAAUCCCGUUUACAUUUUAAUACAACCAAUGGAUCAGUGACGUUGACCAAUCUGAAUUCCAGUGACCAAGGAGUUUAUACCAUCACUGUGGGUAGUAACUGGAAGAGGAGUAUGGAUCUGAAACUCAUUGGCCUUACAGGUCUGCACCAUAGCAAUUUGGCAUUUUCUGUCGCGGCCUUGGUUACUGUUAGUAUCACACUGAUCACUGCUGUUGCAUCCUUUAUGGAGAGAAAGUCAAGCAUGAACAAGGACAUAACAAAACGGCGCCAGUUUAUUCGAGAGAAGAUGCAGCAUUUGUUGAAGGCUGCACCGGUGUUAUCGUUCAUCUUCUUUUCUGUUGCGUGCGCAUGUUGGAUGCUGAAUGAAGUUUGCCUGGACAAGUCCCGUACACUAACUUCAGUAGCUCCAAUCAUCAGGAAUUCUAUUCCGUUUGUUGGUGUAAUAGGACAUGCGGCAGGGCACUUGGGAAUCACUGGAAUUCUGUUUGCGUUUUUGAUUCUCCAUCUCGCAGUGAUACUUUCAAAUUGUCAUUUCAUCAGUGACAAACGCAUAUUGAGUAAGAUCAUCGCGAACAAAGUGUGCCAAGGUAUUCUGAAUGUCAGCACAGUGUGUGGGCCAAGUAUCCUCAUCAGAGAAAUCAUGAAACAAGUCGAUAGCGAUUGUGGUUCAACAACCAUUCUACAAUCAACGAUAAUUCCAACUGUGGUGAUGACAUUGAUUAAUCUUGUUGUUGUUGUGACCUUUUUACCUCUUACAAAAAGUAGCGAAAGGGCCAACCAACUGACUGGAACUCCUGCAAGUACUGGUUUCAGAGAUUCUGAUCAGCAUCAAUAUACUAAGGUGAGGGAAACACCCUCAAGUCCAGGAGCACAGCCAUCACCAAACGAGUGACUUAAAUCUGGGAUCACUGCAAAAGAACACUUUAAACCUUGGUGCAUUGCUGCGAUCAACAUACUACCUGAAAUGUGGGCUGUAAACACUGAGAAAUUGAUUUGCUUGCGGCUCGUUUCAGGAAGGAAAUCUGUAUCUUCCUUGGUCUGACCUAAAUGUGACUGAGUCUGGGCAAUGUGGUGUUAUCAUGUCAUCAAUAAAAUAAGCAUGGACUGCAGCGAAAGUCAAGAGCUCUAAGGAUAUUUUAAAUUGCUAAUUCUUGUUUGAACUUGUUUUAUACUGGACACUUUUUUUGAUACUUUAUAUCUGUGCUUGUGUGUGUGCUUGCUGUUGGGACUUUUUCUCUGGGUCAAAUAGGUAAUAAAAUUCUUCAUUCUUUCACUCAGGAGGAGCUUAGAAUGUGCUCGUUUAUUUUGAUGUCGUAAAUUAUGUUUUAAUUUUAGUCUGGUAUAGGUUUGUGCUGAAAUGGAUUUAAAAUCUAUGUUGUGGCCGACUAAAGGAGUUAAAAAGAAGGCGAGGUCGUUCACCCUUGCUCACCUGUUUGAAGCUAAGUAUAAACGAUUGGUUAUUCUGGUUAGAAACACUGGGUAGGCCAUUCAGCCCAUCGUGCCCACCUCACUGUACCACUCAGUUAGAUCAUCACUGAUCACCUGUGUCAGUGCCACUUGGCUGCAUUAUCUUUAUAUCCUUGAUGCUAUUAGCCUCCAGAAAUUCAUCAACUUCUGUCCUGAACACGCUCAAUGAUCAAUCUUCCACAGGGGUUAGCCAAUUACAAAGAUUCUCCAGCCUAUGAAUGAAGAGAUUUCUCCUCAUCUAAGUCUCAAACAGAUUAUCCCAUUGUUAUGAUCUCCUUUGCUGUUGUGAUGACCAGUCAGGGAAAACAUCUGUCGAGUACGAUGAGAAUUCUGUAAGUUUUAUUGAGAUUGCCUUUUAUUCUCUGAAACCCGAUGGAAUACCAAAUCCAAUUUCUUGCCUCAAAAGAAAAUCCCAUUUUCUCGGGAUUGGUUUGUGUCCCUGUUCCUCUUUGACUUUAUAUCCUUCCUUCGAUAAGGAGACCCACACUGUAAGGAAUAGUCCAGAUGCAUUCUUAUUCAGGCUGUUGGAAUGCUAUCCUUUAUUCCGAGGGGAAUGAAACUUAAAGGUAAGUGCGAGGGGAGAGAGGAGGAGCGAGUGGAACAGAGAUGGUAAAGGUAUGCAGAACAAAAAGUCCAUACAUCUUGGUCAAAGGACCAAGGUCUCCUCAAUCCACAGGCAGCAGCCCCGCAUCUACUGAUAUCUGGCCCGUGCCUGCCUGUCCAUAUCAACGUGGUACAUCACCAAUCCAUUGACAAUACAUUUCUGCACUGUCUUGCUGCACUUUGGGGCUCACUGGCACCUAUUAUUACAAUGCUCCAGUAAGGAUACUGUGCUCAGGACAGGUAAGUGGACUGGACUCAACUACAUCAGACAUUUGUUUGGGUGCCUGCUCAGUUUGUUCACCAGGAUGCUCCCUUCAUUCCUGCAUUGCUUUGUGUUGGAGAACAGGCAUAAAGCCGGGUAGUUGGUCACUACCUGUCAGGUAGUCACCAGUCAAGAAGGAGUGACUAUGUUACCAAUCUCUCACUUACACCACGUGGCAAACACGUGACGCAUAAUUCCACCAAAUGCUCACCGGGGCUUAAAGUCAGAUGGCAGUGGCCCUCAGUGAUGUCAAGGGAGACAUCCUUUAGUCAGAGGGCCCCAAAACAUCAAGCAAGUCAAGGGUGGCCUGUGAUAUCAAUUCAGAGGAUUGGGGAUGGUCAGCCACCUGUUCUGGUGGUCAGAGCAACAAUCCUCUCCAUUUCAGUCCCAAGGAGACAAAUCUCAGUGUGGAAGAAUUGACUAACAUGGACACAAAACUGCCAUUUUGUCACAAAGCGAUUUUUGCAGUCAGAUUUCUAGCCAUAGUGCUGUCUGAGAGCUGGCUGAGGCAUUCUGCUUUGAUAAGCCUGACCCUGCAGCUACAGGCUGUCUCGGCUCCUCAGUGCCAUUAGUGCUGCUCUAGAGAAUGAUGUGUUGUUGCUCUCUGUCCCUUAUUGGUUAUUCGAGCCCCGCUAAACCUGGAGUGUAAGGUAACGUUCAGUUUUGAAGACAUUAAGACAUGUAGUCUGGACAAUACAUGGGAGCCUUAUAACUGUCCCAAAGUUGCGUAAUUAAUGGGCAGUGGGCUUAUAUUUUACUAUAUAACUUGUGAACACUCUGUAUUUCAUUGGAAUUGCGUUGUUCUUUGUUCUGAAUGAAGA